CCUGCCCCCCUUCAAGACACAUUCAAGACCACAUGGAAGGAGCAAAAGUCAAAAAGUGAAAGCCAAAAAAAGAACCAAGCCUGCAUUCGAUGGCAAGAUAUGAGGAUAGACCUACUGAAGGGUUUGGUUACCGUGGUUCUAGUGGAUCCCAUCGUGGUGGGGAGCACAGUGGUUCGGGUCGAGGGUGGAGGGGGCGUGAUAGUCGAGGGAGGGGAGGAUCGUCCGGGUAUCCGGGGAGAGGAGGGUCAAAGUUCUAUAAGGCCUCUUACAGCGAUGACGCAAAGGAGAACGUGGACAAACUAUUCAACAAAAAGUACAAAUUUGAGUGUUCUGUUCAUGAAGAGUGGGUGCUCCCCCACCACACCUCCAUGUUCCAAACGCGAGAAGUUCUCAUUCCAGAGUUGGAGGAGCUCAAAGAGAAACUGAACACGGCCAGAGACCAACUCGACACCACUGAGCCGUUGUCAUGGAGAAAACACACCAACUUCACGAAUAGAGCAGGGUCACUAGUCGGUGGACUCAGUAGAGAGUACCAGACUGAGAUGUGCACCAUGAAUUGGGCCAAAAUGCACGAGAUCCUCUGGUCAUUUGAAAUAAUCUCCAAGUCAGCUGUCAAAUAUAAUUCUGUUCACCUAUGCGAGGCCCCGGGGGCGUUUGUCACCAGUCUCAACCACUUCCUCAAGACCCACCGCACUGACUGUGUCUGGAAGUGGAUAGCAAUCACGCUCAACCCCUAUCACGAGGGGAAUUCCCUCACACCGUACUCGGAUCAGGAUCUGUUGAUGUCAGAGUCCAAGUCUUGCUGGUUUGUUGGUCCGGACAACACUGGAGAUAUUACUCAUUGGGAAAAUGUCGUCGCUCUCAAGGAGGCCAUAAAGAAAGACAUGAAAGAUUCCCAUAUGGUGACAGCUGAUGGAGGGUUGAGCUCGUUCUCGGAUCCGAACAGACAAGAAGAGCAGCUGUCCAAGCUCCUCUACUGUGAGGUGGUGUGUGGCCUUCUGCUGCUUGCCAAAGAGGGCACGCUCAUCGCCAAAACAUUCACAAUAUUCGAGCCCCAAACCAUCUCUCUUCUCUACCUCCUCACCUGCUGCUUUGAGGAGGUGAAUUUUUUCAAGGCGGUGACCUCCAAGGCAACAAACUCUGAGCACUACCUGGUGUGCAGGAGGUACAAAGGUCGACCAGCCGUAUCCAAGAAACAUUGGGAGCAUCUCAUCAACCAUUAUGGAGAAGAUGUUUCCGCAACUACUUUAUUUCCGAUGGAGAGUAUCCCAAAGAGUUUUAUCAGUGAAGUUAUUAAGUGUGCAAAGGAAUUCACCAACUACCAGGUUAAGGCUAUAGAGACAAACUUGGAUCUAUACGAUUGCAUGACUUUCUCAGAGAAGAAACAAAUUUUAGAAGAGAGAGACUUAACCUGUGACAAGUACAAAACCAAGUGUUAUCUGAAGAAGCUCUCUCGCGACAAAGCCAUCGUUCCCACAAUGCUUUUGGACGGUUCUCGACUGACGGUGGUCCCAGUGGUACGCAGUGAUGACAUUGUGAGAGAGUGGUUAGAGAGAAGGUCCGUCGACUCCUUCCUCGCUCACAUUAGUCACAGGAAACAGAACUCUGAUCGAGGAAGCGUGAGUGACGGAGUGCCUGAGGCUAAAGUAGCAAGGAUUAGUUUAGACCCAGACGCUGCCCUCGCUGUGAAACAAGUGUUGUCCGCGGUUUGGUUCGAUGGGAGCAAGGUUGCCGACAAAUCUGGAGUCACUUCCAUGGAAAUGGAACCUAUAGACGUCCAAUGGCUGAGAAGUUCUACUAGCUCAACUUAUGACAUCACUAAAGAUAUUCAGUCACUGGAGGGUGCAAAGAUCGCCAAGGUUGUCAACUCCCGUUUUUGCCACAAUGACAUCGUCAAAUCUCUGUCAACAACACUCGUGCAAUCACAGAUCAUGGAUUCAGGUCAUGUGGAUGAACACACCCACAUAUCUAAUCACAUGACCCCCGGCCACGCUCUCCUGGCUCAGGAUCCUCCGUUCUUCCUGACCAAGGAUGGUGUCAACUUUGCUGCGUUGGACUAUAUGACGGGCAUAGUUAGAAAGAGCAGUGAGGUGCUCCUGUUCAUGGAUCUAGCUGGAGCACCGAGUGGAUUCUCUCACUACAUCUACUGGAGGAGACAGAGUUUAGCCAAGGGUUGGGGUCUCGUUCGGGUGGAGCAUCCCAUCUUGGGCCCCGGGUCAGUGAUAGAGAGACUGGCUCCGUGGGAGACGUUCCAAGUGCUCGGUCCACACAAUGGAGUCGACAUCUGUGACAGCACCACCAUCAGGAGUUUGUGUGCUGGUGUUGAGAACUACUGUCCUGAUGGGGUACACCUCGUGGUGGGGGACGUCCCCGAUGUUGCGUUUGGUGCUCACUCUCCCGGAGAGGCGGAGCUCCUCGUCAACCAACACUUACUCACCCAGUUCGUCUGUGCACUCAAGAUCUUGGGAAAGGGUGGUGUGUUUGUGUGUCGUUGCUAUGGGUUACUCACUCGGUUUAGUGCUGGGAUCCUCUUCCUCAUGUACAAGCUUUUCAGAGAGGUGACAGUGAUCAAGCCGUUUACUUCCUCUCCCACCUCCUCUGAGCGAUUCAUUGUGUGUCGUGGUUACCAUGGCUGUAAGGCUGAAGUCACUGACAAACUGUUGGAUAUCAAUGGAGCAGUGAGUGCCCUGAGGGACGAGGUCAAUGAGAAGGGGGUUGCUAUACUGGAGAUAGUGCCCAUGCAAGUGCUGCUAGAGGAGACGUUCCAUCGCUACCUCACUCAAAGCAAUGAGAGAGUGGCCAAAUAUCAGGCAAAAAUGAUACAAAAUCUGGAGCAAGCAUUUCAGAGUCCAGAGCAUCUUCCCAGUGUCGAGAGCCAGCAGCUGUUGUGCAAGGGAACCAUGGAGAUAUUGGAACUGCCUGCAAUACCAACAUUCAUUAGCUGACAGUUUAAUAUGUGCAAUCACUUUUAUGCACUCUUGUACAAUGUAUCUGUUGACAGUAUUUUAAUACUACAUACAAUGAUACUUACCAGAUCCACUUUA
Messenger RNA from Halichondria panicea, 3044 nucleotides. Its product is annotated as cap-specific mRNA (nucleoside-2'-O-)-methyltransferase 2-like. Lineage: Eukaryota; Metazoa; Porifera; Demospongiae; Suberitida; Halichondriidae. Bases 90 to 2945 code for a protein of 951 amino acids. The transcript has 23 exons. Gene Ontology annotation, molecular function: methyltransferase cap1 activity. Gene Ontology annotation, biological process: 7-methylguanosine mRNA capping. Gene Ontology annotation, cellular component: nucleus; cytoplasm. The record is from RefSeq and is a predicted model, not a curated record.